AUGGAUCUCGCAAGCAGCCUUAUUCGCACUGUCGUGCGCGCUUUCUAUGAGACUCGCCACAUUCUCGUGAUUGAUGCUCUUUUCAUACACUCAGUCCUUCAUGCGGAGGACCUCGCACAUCUUCUUGGAAUGCAACAGAAGGACCUGCGCAAGCUCUGUGCUCGUUUGCGUGAAGACCGCCUCAUUGCAGUUCAUUCAAGGCCUGAGAUUCGAGAUGGCCAAACUCGCCCAGUGAACCGUGAAUACUACUAUAUACCACUCUACCCUGUUGUGGACGCUAUCAAAUAUCGUGUUUCCCGUCUCACCUCGAUUAUUAAAUCGCAAUAUACUCCUACUGCAGACAGGAAGGAAUAUGUUUGCAUAAGAUGUGGUGCUGAAUGGACUCAGUUGGAAGUUCUAAGCCGGAUCGGGCCAGAAGGCUUUGAGUGCCAUCGAUGCGGAGCUACACUAGAAAGAGCUGAUGAGGUCGAGGGUGGGGCUGGCGCUGAUCGGACUGGUCAUGAGAAAAAUAGCAAACUAAUGGCGCAGCUGGAUAAGAUGUUAAAGCUGCUCAAACAGAUUGAUUCUGUCGACGUCCCCGAGAAUGAUUUUGAGACAGCCUGGGAGCACAAAGUCGAUGUUAUACGAAAUCAAUAUACCAACCCGACAAGACCAGGGGUGGCCUACACGGGCAACCGACAGGCAGCUGUUCGAGGGAUAUCGAAAACAGACGCUUCGUCCUUAGAAGUGUCACUUACUUCCUCAGCUGAGAAGAGUGCUGCUGAGCAAGCGGAAGAGGCAGCGCGAAAAGCUGCACUCGAGAAGCAAAACGCGCUUCCUGUUUGGCAUACACAAUCAACGGUUAAAACAGAAGCUGGCAAUCUACGAAUCAAGUCCGAGCCCAAUGGAACUGCUGUUGACGCACUCGCUGUCAAAUCCGAAGUAAAGGAGGAACAGAAGCCAGACAUCGAUGCUCUUGAUGAUAAGGUUGCUGCAUAUUACGCUGAAAUGGCGCGCGAAAAGGAAAGGGAGGCUAAAGAAGAUGUGAGCUCUGCCGAGGAGUCAUCAGACGAGGAAGAAGACGAGUUCGAGGACGUUGGAGUUGCUCCUGGCGGCUCAACCUCGGCCCCAGUAGAUGGUAUUAAAGCUCAUACAUUCCCUAAUGGAUCACUUAAAAGGGAACUGGAAUCGGACUCAGCCAGUAGCUGUCCUCAGGCUGGUACUGCACACCCUGAUACGUCUGCAGAAGACGGCCCGUCCGCCAAGAGAGUUAAAUUCGAACCUGAAGUGAAGAAAGAAGCCGAGUCCGAUGAAGACGAGGACGACGAAGAGUUCGAGGACGUCUAG
Blastomyces dermatitidis ER-3 is the source of this 1326-nucleotide messenger RNA. RefSeq names its product transcription initiation factor TFIIE subunit alpha. The record is from RefSeq and is a predicted model, not a curated record. Bases 1 to 1326 code for a protein of 441 amino acids. Gene Ontology annotation, biological process: transcription initiation at RNA polymerase II promoter; transcription open complex formation at RNA polymerase II promoter. Gene Ontology annotation, cellular component: transcription factor TFIIE complex. The transcript is spliced from 3 exons. NCBI's taxonomy places the organism in Eukaryota, Fungi, Ascomycota, Eurotiomycetes, Onygenales, Ajellomycetaceae.